This is a messenger RNA of Papilio xuthus (Asian swallowtail), 2025 nucleotides long. RefSeq names its product rhomboid-related protein 2. The transcript is spliced from 7 exons. Lineage: Eukaryota; Metazoa; Arthropoda; Insecta; Lepidoptera; Papilionidae. Gene Ontology annotation, molecular function: serine-type endopeptidase activity. The record is from RefSeq and is a predicted model, not a curated record. Gene Ontology annotation, cellular component: membrane. The coding region runs from base 219 to 1274 and encodes 351 amino acids.
UCGGCCGCGGCGCGCGCUAUCGCCGGCCAGUGUUUCGGUCACUUCGCGCCAUUUACAUUUCUUUUAUAUUAACAUUUGAUUUUUGAAAGUUUUGUGUCGUGUCAAAGUACUAAAGGUGCAAAUAUUUUACACUCAAUCAUGCGGUGGUGAUGGUCAGCCCUCGUGCUGCGGGUCCUCUCCGCCGCCCCGGGAGAUGACCGCGCCCGCCGUACCUCGCCAUGGCGCCGCAUGCGCACGAUUGCGAAGAGGUGGAACGGCUAAAUGGAGAAGACUUUCAGGAGGUGCCGGUGCACCAGGGCCGGCGCAUCCAGCCCGAGGGCCCGCCGGCCGCGCGCGCCUGGGUCGAGCAGGAGACGGAGCGCGGCAGCGACAGCCGCACUUGCAGCCCGGGCGAGAGUCGGCGCCUACUGGGCCCCGCGCCCCCGCCCCUCGCCACCAAACCUCGCCUCCAAGCCGGACUCACCCUCGGUGUGUGGGCCGUAUCCAAAGAUAGCAAGAAGAAAUCGCAAGAAAAAAAGACAAAAUGCCAGCUCGCAAACGCCACAAAGAGAACGAAAACAAAGUUCCAGAAGAGGAAAGAAAAGCUGAUCGCAGUUCUGAAGCCGCCGUACUUCAUACUCACCAUGAUUAUUACCAUAAUCUGCGUGCACGUGUGGAGCACGGAGGCGGUGCGCGCGCAGCUGGAGUGGGCGCCGAACGCGUGGCGACAAGCGCCCUGGCGGCUGCUCACUUACGGCUGCGUGCACGCCACCAACGCACACCUCGCCCUUAACGCCCUCGUUGCCCUCGCGGUGGGAUGGCGGCUGGAGCGCGAGCAGGGGUGGGCGCGCGCGGCGGGCGUGUGGUGGGGCGGGGUGGUGGCGGGCGCGCUGGGCGCGGGCACGCUGCAGCCGCACGUGCGCGUCGUGGGCGCCUCCGCCGCCGUGUACGCGCUGCUCACCGCGCACCUGCCCAACGUCUGCCUCAGAUUCGGUCACGUGCCGCUGUGGUGGUUCCGACCGCUGAGCGUGUUGGUGCUGGGCGCGUCGGAGGCGAGCUGGGCGCUGCUGCGCGAGCCGCCCACGCCCGCCACCGCCGCCACCUACAGCCACGUGGCGUGGGCCGCGCACGUGCUCGGCGCCGCCGCCGGCCUGCCACUUGGCUUCCUCAUCUUCGACGGUGAAAAUUCAAAAGAGCGCUACAUGGUGUGCGCGCGCGUCAUCUCCUUGUUGGUGCUGGCGGGCGGGGUGGCGGCCGCCGCGCUGCACCCCGCACUCUGGCACGACCACGACUAGCUCACGUCACCCCGCGCCCUGCGACACUGCGCCAUCGUAUCACAUGGACGUGUGGGUUUAUGAUCAACCAGACUGAAUGCAAUUGAUUUGAAGACUGAUAUUUCCAAAGUGCAAUUGGCUCUGUCCGUCCGAAAUUGUCUUCAUUAGGCGUAAAGUGUAUUUAAACGUUCUCAUCUGGCGUUAGCAACUGUACAAGUCAAACGGCAAAACGUAGGGUCAAUUAGCUCAUCGAGCUGUUGAGAAGAGAUGUUGAUUUUAAUAUUAAAUAUGUAAGAACACUAUUGCAAAUAUCUGCUAACAUGUGUCGUAUCGUAUCGUAUCGUGUCGUGUCGUGUCGUGUCGUGACGUGUCGUGGCUUACACAAGUGUCAUCAUGAUAGAUAUAUCGUGUUGUCCACACAUCACAUGUAAUGAUCACGCUUAAAACGAAAAUAUUCUAAGAGAAUUGUUAAAUAACGUUGCUAUAUGUAAUGCAAGUUUAAUUGUAAUAUAUUAUACAUAUGUAUGUACAAUAAUUCGAGGCUCAUAAAACUGGUGCGAGUAACGUUUGUGAAGCUGCUGAGUUUUACAACUUGGUGUCAAUUGUACGUAUGUAUGUUGGCGACUGUAGAGUACAAAAGUGAGAGAACAUUAGGUAAUAAGGCGAGGUCAGCGAGGUCUUCCUUAUUUUGUGUCUGUUGUAAAAAUGUAAAAAUGUACUGUAAGGUAUACAAAAGUUGAUAGCGCAGUAAGUUUUUGUGUGUUAUACGAGG